Xenopus laevis (African clawed frog) is the source of this 5890-nucleotide messenger RNA. RefSeq names its product extended synaptotagmin-1-like. NCBI's taxonomy places the organism in Eukaryota, Metazoa, Chordata, Amphibia, Anura, Pipidae. Bases 521 to 2158 code for a protein of 545 amino acids. The record is from RefSeq and is a predicted model, not a curated record. The transcript is spliced from 18 exons.
UGUGCAACUAUAUUCAUAUAUUCUGUGUAACUUUCAUUAUUACGUUCAUUUACAAAAAAAAAAAUCUCAAGUGUUUGAACUAUAAAAUAGUGGGAAUAUUGAAAAUAAACGUUCAUUGACUUAUAUAGACAUUCACCAGGUUUUAGUUGCUGAAUUUAUUUUAUUUGCAUUUUUGAGAUUUAAAAAAAAAAAAAAGAAAAAUUCCUCAGAUCAGGACAAAAUCAUAUUACAGAUAAUAUAUGCUGCUAUUGAGUUUGCAGGAGGCAUUAUGAUGUCAUCAGUUUGUUUUGCAUUGUCUCCCUGUGAAAACAGCAUCCAUUAUGACAUCAUCGCUUGGGAUGACAUAACAAUGGGUAAUUUGAUCUACUGACUCUGUAACCAUGGCAACACCAUUGUGAGGUAAUAAUGAUGAAAACAGGCUUUAACAGCUGUCAGGUGUUUGCAGUCAUUCUGAGUUAGGAGUUCGAGGAGGAAGGAGCUUGCUCUUUAUUCCUUGUUCUUUUAACUCAAUUUUUUUAAAAUGUCCGAUCAAAAUAUAUUUUUAAAUCAUUUUUCAUACACGAAAUGGAUCAUUACCCUAUUAUUAGGCUUCUCUGCUGGAGUUUUGGACGUCAGCUUUUUUUAUAUAAUUAUGGGAAUAGUGAUGUGGAUCUUGUACAGAUGCUGGAAGCCAAGUACUGAGCCAUCAGCAAUAAAGUGUCAGGACAAAGCCAAGGAACAGGCAAAGGUCCCACACAAGGUCACUGACCGAGAGUUUGAGAGACUCCGGUACCUGCAAGUGUUAGUGAACAAUUCGUGGCCGUACAUAACAAAAUAUCUGGAGAAAUUUCUAAGAUGGAGAAUUCAGCCGCUGAUCAGAUCCCGAUUUAAAUAUUUAACCAAUUUUCACUUCUUUGAUAUUGAUUUUGGCAAUAAGGCUCCACAGGUGACUCACAUGAGAGUUCAGUCUGAUCCAGAGAAGAAGCAGAUUCUCCUGGAUCUCAAAAUCAGUCUCAACGCAGCGGUGAUGGUUAAUGUUGGAAUAUCUAAGACUAUCAUGGCCGGAGUGAAGUCUGUGAAGCUGGAGGGAACAUUACGAAUAAUUCUGGCUCCGCUGAUACCAGACGUGCCCUUUACUGAAGCCGUGAACAUUUACUUCCCUCGGCGGCCGGUGUUACAUCUACAGUGGACAGGACUCACCAACCUGCUUAAUAUUCCCGGUCUUCACACCAUGACAGAAAGAAUGAUUGUGGACCAAAUUGCCAACUUCAUGGUUGCGCCCAAAUUUUUCACUCAGCCCCUGGCAGCCAACUUUGACAUGAAAAAUCUGCCCUUCGCGGAUCCCUGGAACGCACUUCGGAUUCAUGUAUUAGAAGCAAGAAAUCUCGUUGCAAACGACUUCUUCUCCAAGAAAUCAGACCCUUUUGUAGUUGUGCGCGGAGGAGGCACAGUUGGGAAAACCAGGGUCAUAUCUAAGAACCUCAACCCGCAGUGGAACCAGACAUUUGAGAUAUUAUUUUCAGAUUUACCAGGGCAGGAGAUUGAAUUUGAGGUUCUGGACAAAAAUGUUCAGAGAGAUGAUUCACUGGGCAGCUGUAAAAUUGCAGUUCCACAUGUGCUAAAGAAGAAAUUCAUUGAUAAGUGGAUCCGGUUGGACAAUGUGAAGUCUGGGGAGCUCCAUAUCAAGGUGGAAACUCUCAAACUCUUUUCAGACCGUGACAAGCUGGAGAAGGUGUUAAAUCUGAACAAAAGGCCGCGGCCCCCUAAGAGUGAGGAGUUGUCAUCAGUUGCCCUUUACACCGUCAUCCAAAAAGCCAGGGGUCUGCCAGUGAUACGGCCGAAGAAAUGCAAAUUAAACCCACUGGCCACCGUGGAAGUGUCAGUGACAGAUACAGUCAAGAGGACGGGGGCCCAAAUAAAUUCCGGAGAGCCAGAGUGGAAGGAGAGGUUACAAUUCCUCAUAAAGGACCCACGCGGCGAGAGAAUGCAACUAAAUGUUCUAAAUCAGCGCAACAAGGUUCUGGGACACAUCUCUGUUUCCCUAUCAACACUCAUGGCUGCCAAGGAUAUGACCAUGGAGGGCUGGUUCCCUCUUGAGUCCCCAGUAAAUAACAGCGAGAUUUGGCUGAAGCUGCAGCUGAUGAUUCUUGCCCCUCGCAUUUUUCAUGUGAAGCGAUAGAACCAGAAAGAACUUCCAGAACCCAAAUCCUGGACCAAGGAGGAACUGAGGAGGAUGAAGAGGAGGAGGAGGAGGAGAAGGAGGAGGAGGAGGAUUUAGCACAAAGAUGAAGCUUUCAGCUUGAGGCAAAGGAGGCUCUGAAGAUCCUUGCCCUGAUGGACCUUCUGGAUCAGGAUAAAGGGACCUUCCUUAGCCCUGUGGCAAAGGAGGGUCCGAAGACUCUUAGCUACCUUUUUGCCACCCAAGAAUUAAAAAGUAGAGGCAUUGACUAUAAAUAUAAGCAAUAAAAAAAAUAAAAUUAUAAAAUGAGUGAGCUUUAUUAGUGACUGGGCAUAAAGAGGCAGAGUAGGAAGGUUAAUUAUUUGAAAGCAUAAAAAAUACACAGCUACUUAGAAUAAGUCAAUGUACAACCUUCUAAAAUCAUGUUUAAUGGUGAACUUUCCCUUUAAGGCCAUAGGCAGUGACACACGGGAAUCACUUAAAAGGGGAAACCUACACAUUUUACUCCAUGUGUCUUGGGUCUAAGAUGGGUCUAUAUUCUUUAAGUUGCCCAGUCUGGGAGCCACCUACCUACACACGUGUGGCUGAUAGAGCUAAUGAUUGGCUCUUUACCCCUGUAGCUGGGGCAGGAAUAUCUAACUGGCGGCUUUCUUUGUGUCCCAAUGCCAUAUUGUGGCCUGUGAUGCUGAUCAAACCAAAACACAAGGAAUAGAACAAAAUUCUGUUCAUAGUCACCUGACUUUCGGUUCAGCACGAAACCCCCCGAAAAAGUAAUUUUGCAGUCGGUCUGCUUUUAACUUUAACACUAAGAGCUGAUAUAUGUGAGCUUUCCGACCAGAGAGAAUUAGAGGCAAGUAAAAAAUGUAGAAUUUGUUGCUGAGCUCCCCUCCCUAAAGUGUUUUGCCACUAAACCCCCUGCCCUACAAACAUCCCCCCCCCCAUGCUUGGUGAUUGCUGAGACUAAUGGUGGUGUAACCCUACGGGCCAUUAAAGUAGAAUGGGGCCCCAAUUAAAAAAACUCUAGAACUUUUCCCAAGUGCUGCACAGUCGGUGUUGGCGUGAGUGUAGGUAACAGUGAAUAUUGGCUAUAUGGGGCUCUUAUGUAUAAAAUUAUUAGAAAACCUUUGGAUAAAUAUCAAAUGCAGAGGCAGCUGUAUCCGGGCACACAGAGCAUAGCAACACGAGAAAAGAAUUGGGGUUACCACCUGUCUGGAUCAAAAUACAAACCUAAUCUUAAAUGCAAAUGACAAUUGGACGAGUCCCUGGCUCAGUAUUAGAAAGAGAUUGCGAUUUGCUUGGCAUCUCACAGUCCUGUUCACGCAAAUCACUGGAAGGUUAAGGGUAGGGGCGACUUCAGGCGACUUCGGAAUACAAAGCGAUGCGUGUGCCAUGCCGCAGGCGACUUUUCAUUACAGCCGGCGCAAGACAGAAAGAAGUUGUUCGUGGAGAUUGUUUCCACGGCAACUGAAAUGAGUCAGUAUUGUCAUUGUGAUGGGACCUGAGUAAUGUCACCCCUUGUGCAACUAUAUUCAUAUAUUCUGUGUAACUUUCAUUAUUACGUUCAUUUAAAAAAAAAAUCUCAAAUGUUUGAACUAUAAAAUAGUGGGAAUAUUGAAAAUAAACGUUCAUUGACUUAUAUAGACAUUCACCAGGUUUUAGUUGCUGAAUUUAUUUUAUUUGCAUUUUUGAGAUUUAAAAAAAAAAAAAAAAAAUUCCUCAGAUCAGGGCAAAAUCAUAUUACAGAUAAUAUAUGCUGCUAUUGAGUUUCCAGGAGGCAUUAUGAUGUCAUCAGUUUGAGUUUGCAGGAGGCAUUAUGAUGUCAUCAGUUUGUUUUGCAUUGUCUCCCUGUGAGAACUGCAUCCAUUAUGACAUCAUCGCUUGGGAUGACCUAACAAUGGGUAAUUUGAUCUGCUGACUCUGUAACCAUGGCAACACCAUUGUGAGGUCAUAAUGAUGAAAACAGGCUUUAACAGCUGUCAGGUGUUUGCAGUCAUUCUGAGUUAGGAGUUCGAGGAGGAAGGAGCUUGCUCUUUAUUCCUUGUUCUUUUGACUCAAUUUUUUGAAAAAUGACCGAUCAAAAUAUAUUUUUAAAUAAUUUUUCAUAUACAAAAUGGAUCAUUACCCUAUUAUUAGGCUUCUCUGCGGGAGUUUUGGACGUCAGCUUUUUUUAUAUAAUUAUAGGAAUAGUGAUGUGGAUCUUGUACAGAUGCUGGAAGCCGAGUACUGAGCCAUCAGCAAUAAAGUGUCAGGACAAAGCCAAGGAACAGGCAAAGGUCCCACACAAGGUAAGUCUCACCCCAUUACUGAUAACACAAUACAGGCAUUAGCAAUGGAAAUUCAUUCCAUUUUACAACUGCAGAUUCUCAUUUAUUCAAUUUAUCAUUUGAGAAGCUGCCGUCCCAAAAGCUUUGAUUUAAGAGCGGACAUAUUGUGUGGCCGUUGGGUUGAGAUUUCUGGUCAGUUGGGUUUUAGAGAGGCCAAAUGUUGAUAAAGUUCCUUUGGUAGAGAGUAUAAAUAGCAAAUAUACUGGGCCUUGUCAUGUACAUGUGUGUGUAUAUAUAUAUAUAUUAACUGGGAAUUGUGAGCUCAUCAGGCCAGCCCUGGUUGUAUCCAGUAAAAUGCCAUAGACUUGGUUACUUCUCCCUCCUCCUCUCACUUUACAAAAACUCAACUGUUUAUGAACGUUCUUCUUUACAAAUAUAAUGUUGCAAUGUGUUAAAGGAGAAGUAAAGUGGUUUAGCACUUGUUGAGCCAAAUGUUCGGUACCCCCAAGUGAGAGCCAGAGAUCAGAAAGGGACAAACAGACUUUUACAUGAAACUUUGAACCUAAUGAAGAUUUUUAGUGACUGUAAAUUGGGAUCUUCCUCAGAACGACAUUUUCUCUAAUGAUGCAAAAACUGUUUUAGGUGGAGUUUCCCUUUAAUUCAUCACUUUAUUUAGAAAUGAGGGUCACAUGUGAUUCUUUACAUUAUUUUAUUAGAAACCUAAUUUGCUUGUGCCUCUCGUUUGCAGGUCACUGACCGAGAGUUUGAGAGACUCCGGUACCUGCAAGUGUUAGUGAACAAUUCGUGGCCGUACAUAACAAAAUAUCUGGAGAAAUUUCUAAGAUGGAGAAUUCAGCCGCUGAUCAGAUCCCGAUUUAAAUAUUUAACCAAUUUUCACUUCUUUGAUAUUGAUUUUGGCAAUAAGGUAAGUGUCCCGUGUAUUUAAUUGUCUCUCAUGUUGCUCAGUGAUUUCCCAUCAGACCCAUUGUAACCCAUUGUGUGACUGUUCCACAGGCUCCACAGGUGACUCACAUGAGAGUUCAGUCUGAUCCAGAGAAGAAGCAGAUUCUCCUGGAUCUCAAAAUCAGGUCAAUAUUGUCUCCUUCCCAACCUGUGUAUAAGCCUCUCUUUAAUCUUCCUUCCCACUCACUGACCGUUUGCUCCUCAUUUACAGUCUCAACGCAGCGGUGAUGGUUAAUGUUGGAAUAUCUAAGACUAUCAUGGCCGGAGUGAAGUCUGUGAAGGUAAGUGACCCUCAUACUGACCUUCUACAUGUGCCCAUGUGUUGCCCUUGAACAUAUAAUCAAUGUCAUUUCUCCUCUGACAGCUGGAGGGAACAUUACGAAUAAUUCUGGCUCCGCUGAUACCAGACGUGCCCUUUACUGAAGCCGUGAACAUUUACUUCCCUCGGCGGCCGGUGAGUCCGUAUUAUAAGGAGUUGCUUUGUGCAGCUAUAAAUAUAUAUAUU